GGGGUUGCCGCAUUUCGGUUCCUCCCUUUUCACAAAGGAGCCCCCUCUCCAGCACAGCCUGCAGCUGUCUCCUGUGGUCCCGGGUGUUUUGGGGUGGUUUGUUUCCCCCACACAACAAUUUGUGUAAAAGGGAUCCCCGCUGAAAUCAAUUCUUCUGCUCUUUCAGGAAGGAACCAGCUCUCGCUGACUGUCCCCAGAGAGCGGGGUUGCCCAGGCAAGAACGUGACAGGAAAAACGGCAUCUUUACUACCUGAUACAUAACAUCAGGAACCCACCAGCGUUAAAUGUUACAAAGCAUGGAAGACCCUCAUUAGCCCGGUGGGCUGGGGUGCUCCUGCACAACACCCCGUUUUACCUCUCAGCGUUCAUAUUUUCCUUGUGAGUUCUCACAGACGUAAAGGAUCGAGGCAUGUGACGGGAGAGCGUCUGGUCCGCGCUGCCUCGGCCAAGCCAGGAAGAGCCUCCAGCCUGCAUGGACAGGGCGACAUUUGCCUGCUCCACCGCCUUUUUCCGUGACUACAGCAGUUCGUCCCAGAGCGCCUUCUGCCUCCCCGCGGGACACGUUGACUUUAUUGAUAAAGUCGAAUCGUUCACGUACUCAGACUUUUUCCGCGAUUACCUGAUUCCCAACCACCCCUGUAUUUUCUCAGCAAAAUUCACUGAUGGCUGGGGCAGCAGGAGAAAUUGGGUUACGUGGGAUGGAAAGCCUGAUUUUGAUCACCUGCUGCAGAAGUUUGGAGACGCUAUAGUACCUGUUGCCAACUGUGAUGUCAAGGAGUACAAUUCGAACCCAAAGGAGCAGCUCCCCUUCAAGGAGUACAUAAAUUACUGGAAAGAGUACAUUAAAAAUGACUACCGCUCAUCCCGAGGGUGCCUUUACCUAAAGGACUGGCACCUGAGCAGAGCUUUCCCAGAGCAAGAUGUUUAUACAACGCCCGUGUAUUUCUCAUCCGACUGGCUGAAUGAGUACUGGGAUGCUAUAGCGGUGGAUGAUUACCGGUUUGUCUACAUGGGACCUAAAGGUUCAUGGACUCCAUUCCACGCUGAUGUCUUCCGUUCCUAUAGCUGGUCAGCCAAUAUAUGUGGGAGGAAGAAAUGGCUGCUCUACCCGCCAGGACAGGAGGGCUACCUGAAAGACCGCCACGGCAACUUGCCCUUCGAUGUCACUGCACCUGGUCUUCAGGACAAGAGUGUUUACCCUCGCUACAACCAAAGCCAACCCCCUGUAGAAAUCGUGCAGGAAGCAGGGGAGAUAGUCUUCAUCCCCAGUGGAUGGCACCAUCAAGUUUACAACCUGGAGGAUACCAUCUCCAUUAACCACAACUGGGUGAACGGCUGCAACGUAGCUAUAAUGUGGUGCUUCCUGCAGGAUGAAUUAGCAGCUGUCCAGCGGGAAAUCAAUGAGUGGAAGGACCCUAUGGAUGACUGGCACCUUCAGUGUCAGUUGAUAAUGAAAUCUUGUACGGGUAUAGACUACAAGGAGUUCUACAACUUCCUCAAAGUUAUUGCAGAGAACAGGAUUUCUAUCUUGGAAAAUGGCCUCGAUGACGAAGCUUCAGCAAAAAACACUCCAAAAGCUGCCAUUUCCACCUUGGGCAUGCUCCACGCAGUGUUUGAUUUAAAGAGGACUGUGAAGGUGCUAACAUCAUUGAGUGCUAAUGAAGAUUUCAAGAAGCUAGACCUGACAUCACUUUCUCCACCUCCGGAGGCGUUGCUCCACCACUUGAAAGCAGCAAUAGAUACAGCGCUACUCUAACUUCCUAUUUAUUCAGUUCUUUGUAAAAAAAAAGAACCUUUUGCAAAAUGGGUGUUUGUAGAAGAAUGACUCCUCCCUGUGUAAUAGCGGUUGCAGUUUAAGUACAAAGAGCCUUAAUAUAGAGUGGGGAGAGAGUACAUUCAUGAGAUGACUGAGUACUUUUUAAACUGACAGCAGUUAAGUAUCUAGAAUAAUUAGGAAAAAAAAUAUAAUGGGGAAAAAAAAUCAUAUUAUUAUUGUAGAGUCUGAUAAAUUGAGCCCUGCUGGUAGAGGAACAGGAAUUGUGGAGCAAGUUUCAGUCUGGCAGGGCUAAACACUGGAACUGCAGCGGUCUGCAGCAUAUUCCCUCUGCUUCUGAAAGCACAGCACACUGAGAACUAACCGGCGCUGCAGACUCCGGCAGUUAAGCUCUGCUUUGAAUGGUCUCAGUGAAAUUAUUUUAAGACCUGUCCUGCCUCCGGGUGUCACUUGGACUUCUUAGAGGACCCUAGUUAGCUCCCCUUGAAGCCUGAGCUGGCUCCCCAGAUGCAGCCUGGCUGUGGAAGAGCUGACUGUGCUAGUUUCUUACACAGUGGAGUCUCCCUAAAGCUGAAAGCCUCAGGUAGAACAAGCCUUUGUUCUGCUGCAGCGCCUGCAGGACUGAUUUUAACAUAGCAGGAAGAUGUCCUGCUAGCAAACCUACCACUAAUAAUUUUAACCAUGCGAUCCACCCAAGCUCAAAAGAAGCUUGAAUGUACUCUCUCAUUUCUACACACUAUUUCAAGGCGCAGUAUUUCAUCAAGUAGAGACUUGAUUAAUCAGGGAAGCUAGCAAGUAGCCUAAUAUUAUCUCCUUAAAAAAA
Molecule: messenger RNA, 2597 nt
Organism: Oxyura jamaicensis (ruddy duck)
Lineage: Eukaryota; Metazoa; Chordata; Aves; Anseriformes; Anatidae
Gene: JMJD4
Product: jumonji domain containing 4
Exons: 6
Coding region: 473-1756 (427 amino acids)
Biological process (GO): protein hydroxylation; positive regulation of translational termination; negative regulation of gene expression
Cellular component (GO): nucleus; cytoplasm
Molecular function (GO): histone H4R3 demethylase activity; sequence-specific DNA binding
Source: RefSeq, a predicted model, not a curated record